CAACAAUAGUUUAGUUUGCAUACGAACACCCACACAGAACACAAAACAUCAUGUGCGAUAUCGGCUCCAGCAGGAAAUUUGUCGUAUUCCUGCUGUUAUGUUGUCUCGCGCGGUACGUGAAGUGCGUUCCCCAACUGGACCUGCCCCCGUACCAGUCUAACGCGCAGAAUUACCCCAGCCGGCCUAGCUUCACCCCUAAUCCUGAUUACAGCAUAAAUCCCAAUCCCAACUAUAGAACCGACUCGGGUUAUCCUAGGGAACCCUCAGGACAACGGCCACAAGACGAUAGAUUCAACGAGAAUGAGAUCGUUAAGAGAUACGGGGGAGAUGUUAGAAGGUUAUUGCAGGAAUUGGACCUCCAAGCAUCUCAGCAGUGCACGAAUAAUGUGGCUGCGCAGUGGAAUUUUGAGACCAACGUGAAUCAGGCUACGCAACUUGAAGCAUUAAACUCCCAACAGGCUUAUUCAGAGUUCCAACACGAGCUAUGGGACUUGCUGAAUCACGUAGGUAACGUCAAUGGUAUCCCGGAUCCCACCACCUACAGACAGAUCCGUUAUUAUUCUGUAGUCGGACCGGCAGCGUUAUCUCCAGAUCAGUUGGAUAGGUACAACAGAUUGAUCAAUGACAUGCUCGCUAUCUACAACACUGCUUCCAUUUGCGAAUACAAAGAUCAUUUCCAAUGCGGCUUAAAACUCAAGCCCGAUCUCACCAAGAUCAUGGCCAAAAGUAGGAAUUGGGAUGAGCUCCAACACGUUUGGUCAGAAUGGAGGCGCAGUACUGGAAUGAAGAUUAAGGAAACCUACGAACAAAUGGUUCACGUAUCGGAUACUGCAGCUAAACUAAACAAUUUUACGAGCACGGCAGACUAUUGGAGCUUUCCGUUCGAAUCUCCUGCUCUUGAAUUGGACUUGCAAGAUGCCUGGGAAGACAUUAAACCCUUGUACGAACUGUUGCACGCCUACGUUCGCCGAAAAUUACGUGAAUACUACGGCCCGGAGAGGAUAAACAGACAAGCGCCAUUACCUUCACACAUUUUGGGAAACAUGUGGGCGCAGUCUUGGGGCAACAUCUAUGAUAUUACCCAGCCGUACCCGGGUGAGCACUUCUUGGAUGUGACGCCGGAAAUGAUCAAACAGGGUUACACUCCGAUUGACAUGUUUAGAUUGGCCGAAGAUUUUUUCGUCUCCAUGAAUAUGAGCGCCAUGUCGUUGGAUUUCUGGCAAGGGUCGAUUUUUGAAGAGCCACCCGAAAGAGUGGUUUUGUGUCAGCCAUCGGCUUGGGAUUUUUGCAAUCGGAGAGAUUUCAGGAUCAAAAUGUGUGCCCGUGUGAAUAUGAAAGAUCUUAUAACUGCGCACCACGAAAUGGCCCACAUCCACUACUUUAUGGGAUAUAAGAAUCAGCCUAAGGUUUUCAGAGACGGUGCCAAUCCUGCGUUCCACGAAGCUAUAGGAGAAGCUAUAAGUCUAUCAGUGGGCACUCCAACCCAUUUGCAAGCGUUGGGCCUCCUACAGACGUCCAUCGAGGACUCUGCCGUGGACAUUAACUUCCUUUACUCCAUGGCUUUGGAGAAAGUCGUUUUCCUACCAUUCGCCUACGUAAUGGACAAAUGGAGGUACGACGUAUUUAGUGGAAAGAUUGGAAAGGAAGAGUACAAUUGCCACUGGCACUUACUCAGAGAAGAGUACCAGGGAAUCAAGCCGCCAGUACUCCGCUCCGAAAGAGAUUUCGACCCAGGUUCAAAAUAUCACAUCCCAGCUAAUAUUCCAUAUUUACGAUACUUCGUCAGUACGCUUCUUCAGUUCCAGAUCUACAAGGCACUGUGCCAGGCGGCAGGUCAGUAUGUACCUGGCGAUCUCAAGAGACCGUUGCAUAAGUGCGACAUAUACAGGAGCAAAGAAGCGGGAAGGAUACUGACAAAUAUUAUGGAGAAGGGUUCAUCCCAAUCCUGGAGGGACGUUUUGUUUCAAGCCACGGGAGACAGUAGACUCGACGGAGGCGCUUUGAGAGAAUACUUCAAUCCUCUCGAGGAGUGGCUACGCAAUGAGAAUCUGAGGACCGGAGAGUAUAUUGGAUGGUUAUACGACGGCGACUAUUGCAAACAAAGCAUAGAAACGGCAGGAUUGCAGGUUUUUGGAGGCUUCUACAAUAGCGGACAGCGGAACUGCGGCAAUAUUUUGAUUCUCGUUUCGAUCGCGUUGUGCGUUUUGAGAUUAAGAUAAGACGGUAGCAUAUUAGGAACAUUUUGAAUUUGAUUUAUUAAAACGCGACACUAGCAAUUGACGUAAAGCAUUCAUUUCAACUUUGACCAUCUCACUUCAGAAUGUUUGAAUUUUAAAUAUUGCUUUACUUGUAAAAUUUUGUCGAAGAUUGAUUUGGAACGGAAAAAAAAUAUAUGAUUUAUGGAUUGUAUUAAGUGCUAUUUUUGAUAUUGUAAGAGACUACCAAAAUGUAUACAUGCAAACAGGGUUUGUUUAGAAAAAAAUCAACCAACUUGUUUAUAAUACUUUAUUUAUUAUAUAAAAUGUAGAAAUUGUGAAAUAAUCAAUUCGUUGUCCCAGUAUGCAGCUUACUAAUAAUCAUUAGUUUUAAAAUGUUUAAAUAAAGAUGGAAGAAAAUCUCCCAGUGCCCCGCGUAACUGUUUUCGGAAAGCGUUGUUUACUUAAUAUUUAAUAACAUAAAAAUGUAAUUAUUUUGAAUCACAUGACGCAACGUUGUAGCAAUGAGGCUACUCUAACGGCAUGCAAGUGAAUAUGGUUUUAUUUCCAGUUUUGGCAGCCGUUAACGCCGGGGAGAAAGUCGGAUAAUUUUCCGACUCACUUACGUGAUAUGUUUCAGCCAAGCGCGAUAUCGCGCUAUUUUCAAUUGUAAAUAAACUUGAUUUUGUCAGAAUAAAAUUCCAAGAAUCCGU
Molecule: messenger RNA, 2908 nt
Organism: Cylas formicarius (sweet potato weevil)
Lineage: Eukaryota; Metazoa; Arthropoda; Insecta; Coleoptera; Brentidae
Gene: Ance-3
Product: angiotensin-converting enzyme
Exons: 10
Coding region: 51-2219 (722 amino acids)
Biological process (GO): proteolysis
Cellular component (GO): plasma membrane
Molecular function (GO): metallopeptidase activity; peptidyl-dipeptidase activity
Source: RefSeq, a predicted model, not a curated record